CCAAGGUAGCAAAAGGGGAGCAAGAGCUGUUUGUGCUACACCGGCUGUAGGGAGGCUGUGGGCGGAGCAACACCGGUCUGUCUGCCGGAGCCUUGCAGGCUGGGCCCUGUUCUUAGCUGUUCUUUGCUUUGGCGCCGCUGUUGCCAUGGCCACGCUCCGGCAGCCAGGCCUGGCUCCCGCGCUCUGGUUGUAGCUGGAGGGAGCCGGUCACCCCGCCAGCGAGCUUGGCCUGCGACAUGAACAGGUGUAAUGCGGUCUGGGGCCCAGGGACUCCCAGGACGACAACCCCCAAGGUCUCUGGAAUGCUGGAAGUGGUUGGACCAGAUGAUGGAUUUAUUCUAGAAGCCUGCUUGACAAUGUCAAGGCAGAACUGUUUAGAAAGGACAGGUGCCAUAAAGGACCAAAAGAAUGGACAAAAUGGCAGAUUACAUGUGUUUGGUCCAAAAGAAGAAGUGAUUAUUGAACCAAUUCAAACAAUGCCAUGUAUGUGUAGAAGAACAGGGGAAUAUUCUCAACAUGGAUGGGGAACUAAUCAGCAUGGAUUUGGACCAGAAUCUACAAACAAAGUUUAUACCCCAACAAAACAAAUCUCAUUAUGUGCAGCUAAAUCAACUUUUGAAAAAUGGGACGCUUCUGCAAAAACUAUAAAAAAGAAAAAUUCAUCUAGGAUUCAAGAGACUAAUUUAAGAUCACCCCAGUACAUACAAGAAACUACAGAUGAUAAAGAAAAAAAUUCCAGAAAUAUAGAAAAGCCAGCAAAUAAUGAACUCAGCACUGAAUUUCCGACAAAUAGUAUUGAGGACCAUAAUACUGAUGAGCAGCUGUCAGAAACUACAGAUGACGAUGAAAGCAGCAGUGAAAAUGAAGAUAGAAAAAUAAAUGCACCAAUAGAGUUGCUGGGAGAGUUCCUGAAAGCAAUUAUGGAUCAAGACUACAGUCUCUCAAAAAAACUUUGUCAGAUGAUUCUAAUCUAUGAACCAGAAAAUACUGAGGCCAAGCAGUUUCUUCCACUUCUUGAAGAAAAGUUGCUGAUAGAAAGUACACAGAAUUUUGAUGAUGAAGAGGGUGAAGAAACGGAUGAAGGAAGCAGUGAGGACAGUGAAGAGGAUACUAGCAGUUCAGAUAGCAGUGAUGAUGAAGGAGAAGAAAGUUCUGGUGAUUCUGAUGAAAACGUAUAGCAGUUUGGUAAUUCUUCUAUACUCCCUAUAGGUUGAUUAUUUUGAUUCUUCUGUACAGUCACUUUUUAAACACCAUAUUAAAAUUCACUGUUUAAUCAUUAUCACUUUUCUCCCUCUUAAACUGCUGCAUUCUUUUGCAUAUAGAUUGCCUCCCCACUCACACACAGCCCACCAUACCAGUGGUUCUCAACCAAGGGUACAUGUACCCCCGGGAGUACACAGAGGUCUUCCAGGGGGUACAUCAACUCAUCUAGAUACUUAACUAGUUUUACAACAGGCUACAUAAAAAGCACUAGCAAAGUCAGUACAAAGUAAAAUUUCAUAAAGACAAAAUGAGAGAGCAAGCAAUUUUGCAGUAAUAGUGUGCUGUGACACUUUUGUAUUUUUAUGUGAUUAUGUAAGCAAAUAGUUUUUUAAGUGAGGUGAAACUUGGGGGUAAGCAAGACAAAUCCGACUCCUGAAAGGGGUACAGUAGUCUGGAAAGGUUGAGAGCCACUUCACCAGCCUAGUCUUGUUCCAUAGCAUAUUUGAUGAUAUAGACAGAAUUGAUCUCCUUAGACGUAACUCCUAAAAAAUGUUCCUGUUGGAGCAAUCAGGUAGAUGAAAAGCUAGGCUGCUUGUCAUCAGUUGAGCAAAGACAUGAAUUUUUAUUGAGGAAUUUUGUGCUUUCAAAAUUCAUUGACAGCAGUUCAGCAGGGCAAUAAAAUCUUCCUAAAUGAUUGUGCAGAGCAAAUGAUUUCACACAAUGCUGGUAAGAUUCUGAAUUGGGGUAAAAAGCCUCUUUAAAUUUUAAAGAUAAAUAUACAGCUUCUUGGAAGAAAUCAAACAAACAGGUUUUCAAACAAAUAUUUUGUGUUACAAAAUGUUGUCAUUAAACCAUAUCUUUGGAAAUACCUGCUAAAAUUCUGUUCAUGCACCCUGUCUUCUCCCACCUCACUCCCCCACAAUUUAACUUAGAUAAUUACAGUAGCCCUGACAUAAGGGGGUACAACUUCAGUGGAAGUUUCUUGGCCAGAUUUGGAGACAAAACUUACAUUGCUGUUUAAGAUUUGUCAGGUAUAAAGUUAAUCAGAAAAUAUAUGUAAGUAAUAAAGAAGAGUAAAUUGUACCAAUUUGGCAUUCAGCGGGUGUGCAAAGUGAGGAUAACAAACACAUUCAGGUGGCAUGAAAUGCAGCAGAAAAAGCAGUAGACAGCAUGAUGUGAAAAAAUGCAUUCAAGACUUGGAUUGAACACUUAUGUUUUCUGUAGUCUAACCAUGAAAAACAUUCAUAUUUUUUAAUACAGCAUUCUUGUGUGCAGAAGACAUGUCACAGUAAACAUGUAACCAUCUUGUGUUUCAUGCACCAGUACACUUAAGUAUAGUGUUGCUUUUUCGCUCCUAACAUUUCAGGACCCCUUGUUAAUGUCAGUAGCUAUAUGACCCCAUGGUUCUUGUUGUAGCGCCUAAUUGUUACUUUUUCUUCAGUGUAACAAAUGUGUUGAUUAAUGAAGUUAUUAAAUGUAACAGAAUAAA
Molecule: messenger RNA, 2692 nt
Organism: Chrysemys picta bellii (western painted turtle)
Lineage: Eukaryota; Metazoa; Chordata; Testudines; Emydidae
Gene: ERICH2
Product: glutamate rich 2
Source: RefSeq, a predicted model, not a curated record